AUCACAAUCUGAUACCACUCCAUAACUUAAAUCAAACAUCUCAAUUUAUUUGCAUAUCCAAAAUGACUUAAAUCUAAGUAAUUGAUCUAAUGACCGAAAUCUGUUUUGAUCUCAUAAAUUCAAGGUAAAAUCUUAAAAUUGCUCGGAUAUCAUAAAAUCUCCAAAUACAAUCUAACUUACAAAAGCAUGAUUUAUUUCUAAAAUCUAUAUCAAUCUCGAAAUGGCUAGCCUUCUAACUCAUCACUUUUCGUGGUUUCCCUGUCCUUGGCUUCGCUUCUUGAAAUGGUGAAUAAGGAAAAACUAUGAGAUAACUCAAUAAGUAAAUAUAAAUAGCCCUUAAUUAACUUAUAGCAUGCCAACAUGUUUAAUCACGAAAAACAGAUACGGGUAUGGAAACGAAAUAGACGUCUUCUUUAUAGGUCAUGGCCAGUGUUAUAAACCUCCCACUGGCAAGCACACGAGUUACUAAUGUAUAAUCCCACUAGCAAGAUAACAAAAACAAACCGGUUUUAUCAGUAACAUGUCGACAUGUGCUAGCAUUUAUAAACCUCCCACUAGCGGGCUCACAAAUAACAUGACCAUAUCGGAGACAAAACAAGUAGAAGUUAACAGGAAAAUCAUAAUUCACAAAUCAUUUCCAGAUCAUCAGGACAGUUAAGUAAACUCCAAGAAGGCAAGCUCAAAUCAAUAAAAAGAACAAUAAUUUCAUUUGAAAUCGAUCAUACUUGUCUAAAACGGGUUUAGUCCCGCCACCACUUCAAAAAUAAGCUAAAAUGUGCUUU
Molecule: messenger RNA, 782 nt
Organism: Rubroshorea leprosula
Lineage: Eukaryota; Viridiplantae; Streptophyta; Magnoliopsida; Malvales; Dipterocarpaceae
Source: the annotation of a GenBank genome assembly